Dunckerocampus dactyliophorus (ringed pipefish) is the source of this 9512-nucleotide messenger RNA. RefSeq names its product ADAM metallopeptidase with thrombospondin type 1 motif, 18 (gene adamts18). Gene Ontology annotation, biological process: proteolysis; extracellular matrix organization. The transcript is spliced from 24 exons. The record is from RefSeq and is a predicted model, not a curated record. Lineage: Eukaryota; Metazoa; Chordata; Actinopteri; Syngnathiformes; Syngnathidae. Bases 241 to 3933 code for a protein of 1230 amino acids. Gene Ontology annotation, molecular function: metalloendopeptidase activity. Gene Ontology annotation, cellular component: extracellular matrix.
UGCUCAGUCAGUCAGUCAGUCAGCCUUGGUGGACUACCUUCACACUCAUGACUGGGCCCUGGGCCACCACCUGCGGACCUCACCUGAGCACGCGAGGAGCCGCGUGGGGAGGGGGUCCACGGUGAUGAUGAUGAUGACGAUAAGGGGAAGUGGCGCUCUUUUAGGGCUUGUGCGCACUUUUAGAAGCGGCAUGGAGGUGUGAGCUCGCCUGCGCCCACCACCAUCACGACCACCACCACCAUGGACUGUUUGCUGCUCCUCAUUUGGACUUCACUCAUCCCGCUGGCGGGCUCUGCUCCAGCCAGGCUGCUCUCCACGCUGCUCACCUGGAGCUUCAUCAGGACUCUGCACAUUUGCUCCUCCCACACAGUGUCAGCCAGCUCCAGCCAGGGUUUAAAUCAUGACUACGCCUUUGCGACCCCGGUGGAGGUGGACGCUCAGGGACGCUACCUGAGCCACGAGGUGAGCUGGCGAGGAUCCCGCAGCAAGCGGUCCGCCUCGUCGUCGCUGCACUACCGCCUCUCGGUCUUCGGCCGGGACGUGCACUUGGACCUGGAGCCCUCCCCGGUGGUCGGCCCGGGCUUCACCGUGCAGACGCUGGGCUUGGACGGCAUCGCCACGCUAACGGGAGGCCAAGGCUUUCAGGGCUGCCUCUAUCAGGGAUUUAUCCGGAACCUGUCGUCAUCCUCGGCGGCCAUAUCCACGUGCUCGGGACUGUCAGGUCUGAUCCGCGUGUCCGAGCACGAGUACCUGAUCUCGCCUCUACCUCAGCACCUGGCCAAACGUCACAACUACAGCGCUCCAGAUGGUCACCGGCCGCACGUGGUCUACAAACGCUCCGCCGAACACGUCGUCCACAACCCGACAGGCGGUCCGUCCAGCCAGCACCACGACGACCCACAGGAAGACCCACAUAGGCAACACUUCUGCGGGCGCCGCAAGCAAUACGCCCCCAAGCCUCCUGCCGACGACCUUUUUGUGAUGCCGGAUGAGUUCGCCGCACCGGACGCCGAGGGUCCCGGCAGGCCGAGGAGGUCACCCAUCGACUCCAACAGGGUUGGGGGCCUCAACGUGGAGACCCUGGUGGUGGCGGACAAGAAGAUGCUGGAGAAACACGGCCGAGACAACGUCACCACCUACGUCCUCACCGUGAUGAACAUGGUUUCCAGUCUUUUCAAAGACGGCACCAUCGGUACAGACAUCAACAUUGUGGUAGUUAGCUUGUUGCUACUGGAACAAGACCCUCUGGGCCUGACCAUAAAUCACCACGCCGACCAGUCGCUCAACAGCUUCUGUCAGUGGCAGUCGGGCUUGGUGGGCAAAAGCGGGAAGCGGCACGACCACGCCGUCCUCCUCACCGGGCUGGACAUCUGCUCCUGGAAGAACGAGCCCUGCGACACCCUGGGUUUUGCUCCCAUCAGCGGCAUGUGCAGCAAAUACAGAAGCUGCACCAUCAACGAGGACACCGGACUGGGCUUGGCCUUCACCAUCGCCCACGAGUCUGGACACAAUUUUGGGAUGAUCCACGACGGCGAGGGGAACCCCUGUCGUAAAACCGAGGGCAACAUCAUGUCCCCGACUCUUGCAGGAAACAACGGGGUGUUCUCCUGGUCCACCUGCAGCCGGCAGUACCUCAGCCGCUUCCUGGGAACCACUCAGGCGUCCUGUCUGGUGGACGAGCCCAAGCAGAUCGGCCAGUACAAAUAUCCCGAGAAGCUUCCCGGGCAGCUUUAUGACGCAGACACGCAGUGCAAGUGGCAGUUUGGCGCCAAGGCCAAAUUGUGCAGCCUGGACUUUGUUAAGGACAUCUGCAAGUCGCUGUGGUGUCACCACACGGGCCACCGAUGUGAGACCAAGUUCAUGCCCGCCGCAGAGGGUACAAGCUGCGGGCCAGACAUGUGGUGUUGGCGGGGUCAGUGUGUCAAAUAUGGGGAGCACGGCCCCAAAGCCGUCCAUGGACAGUGGUCAGCCUGGUCCCAGUGGUCGGAAUGCUCCAGGACCUGCGGAGGCGGGGUCAUGUACCGAGAACGCUCGUGCACCAGCCCCAGGCCGCAGUACAACGGUAAAUUCUGUUCAGGCUCCAGCCGUUUCAACCAGCUGUGUAACACCCGGCCGUGCCCGCACAACACUGUGGACUUCCGGACCCAGCAAUGCGCCGAGUACAACAGCAAGCCCUUCAGGGGCUGGUACUACAAGUGGAAGCCGUACACCAAAGUGGACGAUGAAGACAUCUGCAAGCUGUACUGCACCGCGGUGGACUUUGACUUCUUCUUUGCCAUGUCCAGCAAGGUCAAAGAUGGCACCUCCUGCUCCGACCACAAGGGCGACAUCUGUAUCGACGGAGUGUGUGAGGCUGUCGGCUGCGAUCAGAUUUUGGGUUCCAAGGCCUCUCUGGAUGCAUGUGGCGUUUGUAAAGGAAGCAACUCCACGUGCAAAUUUCACAAGGGCCAGUACACCCUGCAGCACAGGGCUAACGAGUACUACUCCAUGGUAACAAUCCCCGCUGGCGCUCGAAGCAUCCGCGUGGAAGAAAUGGAGGUCUCCACCAGCUACCUGGCGGUGCGUUCCCUGAAGAGGAAGUACUACCUGACCGGGGACUGGACGGUGGACUGGCCGGGGAAGUUCCACAUCGGAGGAGCCGUGUUCAGCUACCAGCGCUCUUUCAACAAGCCGGAGAGGCUCUACGCCGCCGGGCCGACUAAUGAGACGCUGGUGUUUGAAAUCCUCCUGCAGGGCAGAAACCCCGGCGUGGUUUGGGAGUACACGCUGCCUCGCACCGAGAGGAAGCCGGACUACAGCUGGGGCGUGGUGCGCUCCGACUGUUCCGCUCCCUGCGCUGGAGGUCGCAUCGCCACCAAAGCUAUUUGUCUGCAGGACCAGAAAGUCCACGUCAACUCCACCAUGUGCAACCCGCUCACCAGACCUACACUGGGAUCUCACCUCUGCAACACACAGCCCUGCCCUGCAUACUGGUGGACGGGAGGCUGGGGGUCCUGCAGUCGAUCGUGUGGAGGAGGCCAGCAGACCAGGACUCUGCGCUGCAUGAGGAAGGUGACCUACCAGAGGGAGGAGGUGGCCGCUCACUCCCUCUGCCCCGUCAUCUCUCCUGCUCAGGUGCAGCCCUGCAACACCCUGGCCUGCCCCCCAGACUGGAACACCGGAUCCUGGUCUCAGUGCUCCAAGACCUGCGGCCGCGGACUGAGGAAGCGUAGCGUGUUCUGCCAAAGCAGUGACCCCGGGGCCGAGACGGCGGUGGUGCCGGACAGCAUGUGCCGACAGCACCAGCGACCCAAAGCCCAGGAGACUUGUGUCCUGCGGCGCUGCCCCAAGAACGAUAGGCUCCAGUGGGCGCCCGCUUCCUGGGGAGAGUGUUCCAGGUCCUGCGGUCCGGGCACCCAGAAGCGAGAGCUCCGUUGUGGGGAGAAAGACUUCCAGGGAGGGUUUGUGGAAUUCCCCGUGAGGAGGUGCAGGAAUCUAGCCAAACCCUCGGUGGAACUCCAGCAGGUCUGCAACCGAGGUCCGUGCCCUGAGGUGCCUCGGGUCCUGGCGGGGAGCAGGACUGCCUCCGGUGCUGUGGUGUUGGGCUGGUACUCUUCUCCAUGGCAACAGUGCUCGGUGUCCUGCGGCGGUGGCGUCCAGACGCGUACCGUCCAGUGUCUCCGCCAGGGUCGUCCCGCGGCCGGCUGCCUCCCCCAACAGCGGCCCCUCACCUCCAGGGCGUGCAACACUCACUUCUGCCCGGCCGCCCCGCCUGCACCACCGCAGCAGCAACACCACCAGAACCGGGUCACAGCUGCUGGGUUGACUCCAAGAGUUGACCCCCCCUGCUCAGACCACUUCAGCUGGUGCCACCUGGUCCCUCAGCAUGGCGUGUGCGGACACAAGUUCUACGGGGAGCAGUGCUGCAGGUCCUGCACCGGCAGGAGAUCCUAGAGGGGACACCCCACCCCCACAUCCCGAGGCAGCAGGGAACUCUCAGAACACACAGAACUGUGUCCAGCAGAAUGUGUUCUUCCUUCCUGGAGUACUUGACUAAAAAACUGAGUGAAGGCAUAGAGGAGAGUCUUGUUUUGGAAGAUGGCUGCCGCUCAUCGACGAACUGGAAAAGACACGCCUGGAGGAGUGUGGCGUUUACUGUCUGUCGGACAUUUGAGUGCGUUUCCGUUGAAGCCGCAAGCCAUCACUCUCAUCAGUCGUUAGCCUGCCUGUUUGCUGCCCCAAUGCCUUUAUUUAACUUAUUGCUCAUAUAACAUCAAUCCCACUGUGGACUUUCUCCUACAUGCUCUGUGGUUACUCUUUGGUGGACUUGUCCUCUGCGUCCUCCUUCUCUCUCUUGCUUGUGUUUCUUCCUGCUGCUGCUGGCAGACACCGGAACAUUCCAUGGGAAAGUCAUUACGUUGUAAUCUCUCCUCUAUGGCUAUGAUAAUACAGCUUGAUCAAGAGCAAGACCUCCAUUGAUUUUUCAUUGAUGCGUGACCAUAGGGUGCUUCGCAGUGGCAAAGAUUCUAUGUUCUCUGUCGAUUUUCAAUCAUACCCAAUCACAAGGUGCUGAGGGUAGCUGAGGGCAAUCUCUUCAUAUGUCACUUUUUCGUAUUGACGUGUUGAGGGAUACUUGGUCUAUGUAAUACAGAAAGACCUCAUUUGAGUUUGAAUCAGGCCCGAUCUGAGGUUCUUGGGGUUAGAAGAGGUCCAAAGUUUCUUGUCACCUCGAUGGGCCACAGCUGUUUCUUCCUACCUGCAGGGAAGAUUUUGCUUCGGUAGCCCUUUAAAGCGAGGAAACACAUGCACGUUUUCCAAGGCUCUCAUUUUUUGGUCCAAAAUGAGGAGCUUCAACCCAACUACGGUGAGGUUUGGGAAAGGGUCAUAUGUUCCUAAAAAGCGCUGAAUGGUUGGAUGGAUCUUUAUGGAUGAAGGACCCUGUCUUGUAUGCAGAGGCAUCCAUCUAGCCAUCAAUUUUUUUUACGCUUAUCUGAGGUCAGAUAGCGGAGGCAGCAGCCUGAGCAGGGAAGUCUGGACUUCUCUCUCCCCGGGCAUUUCGUCCAGCUCCUCCCGGCGGAUCCCGAGGCCUUUGCAGGCCAGUUGAGAGACAUAGUCUCUCCAACGUAUUCUGGGUCUUCCCAAAGGAGAGAUGGAGGAUUAGGAUUAGGAUGGAGGCAUCCUAACCAGAUGCCCGAGCCACCUCAUCUGGCUCCUUUCAAUGCGGAGGAGCAGCAGUUUUACUCUGAGUUUCUCCCAGAUGACAGUGCUUGUCACCUUAUCUCUAAGGGGGAGCCCAGCCACGCUACGGAGAAAACAAAUUUCAGCCGCUUACACCCGCGAUCUUGUCCUUUCGGUCACUACUCAAAGCUCAUGACCAUAGGUGAGGGUAGGAACACAGAUCGACAAAGGCAAUCCUCAACAAUCGUCUCCUGUCCACAGUGUCCUCAGACACACAUGACCUCGAACCACUGACAACCAACCACAUCUUCCUGCUCAUAUCCGUGCCGAGAACCUUUCCCAAGUCAGACAUCACAUCAGAUGUCGCUAGAAACAGGUCCACUACAUUGGCUACCUUUUUCUGCAGUCUGUGGACCUACUCUUACUGCAAGAAAAGGCAAUUAGGAGGCCAUUAACCCUUACCCUUACCCGUACCUUAACCUGAACCACUAAACCCCCAAACCCUACCUCCUGUCCUAAAUACUACACCCUAACCUUAACCCCAACCACUGAACCCUUACCAUAAGCACUUACCUAAACCUUUACCCUAACCUUAGCCCCAAACCACUAAACCACCAAAUCCCAACUCUAACUCUAACCCUAACUUCUAAACCUAACUUUACCCCCAACCACCAAACCAGAGCCCUAGUCCUAACCCAAAACACUAACACUAAAUCCCAAAUGCCAGCCCUAAUCUUAACCCGAGUAGGAUACUUUCUUUUAACAUGACAUCAAACAGUAGUCCCUGUUUGACGGGUUACGUUCUGGCAGAAACCUCAUUACACACUAAGACAUAAGGAAGAGUGCUGGAGACGAAAGCUGAUGAAAAGGGUUUAGUCCGGCUUGUGAAGCUACAGACAAUGGCUUCAGUCCUUUUCUUGACAGACCCGUGACCAAGCUGUGCCGAAUCCUUGAGGCUGAGAAGUGACCAGUGGGAUAAUGUAUAUUUACUGUAUUUCCUCAUCAUACCUUUCAUGCGUUUUACUCAUAGCAUUAAGUGCUCAUUGAUUUGAAUUCAAUAAUCCUAAUUAAUUUGAAUUCUGUGGCUCCCUUUGUAAAUAUACUGUAUAGUAUUGUAAUUGAUUCUCGAAGAAUUUAUCUUUCACUCGUACUUGCAGGUGGUGCCACCCCUUAAACUGGUGACGGUAGCACAUGACAGGGGCAAGGCUUAUUUAAAAUAAAGUACCGUCUACGGUCAAACUCCACAAACUGCAAGCCUGACAUGGCGUUCAUCUGCUUUCUCCUCGUGGUACAAACAGUUGGAACUAUGGGGGUUGAAGGACAAACCCAAACCGACUGGCAUUACGCUGCAUUGUGUCUCUGUGAAUGUGAGUCUAUUUGAGAAGCAGAGGACAAUGUCUCAUUCAGGUUGUCUCCCGCUGGAGCGUAAAGGUGAACAGCUGCAUCCCUGAGCGUCCAUUGUGCAGCGUCUACUUAGCUGCUGGAAGCUAUGAAUAUUAUUGAUCUGCUGUGUGAUGCGAGUCUCUCUCAUCCGUCAUCGUUCUGUCCUGAAAUGUGAGCAUUGAUUGGACUCUUCUGGGCCCGGCAGACACCAGCCGCUGAAGAUAUGUCCCCCACACCUUCAGGGAACUGCAGCCAAAAAGAGGGAACCCUCUCACACCCUCAUCAGGGGUCCCGGCGGUACUCAAAAAUUGACACAAUGUCUGAAAAUCACCUUUGCCAGAAUUGUUUUUUUAGGAGUUUCGACAGGGACCAAAAUGGCAAGGAAUUUCACUUUUCCAUUUUUUCAGGUCGCUUCAACUAUACUUUUCUGGUCCUGGUAGGACCUUUCCUGAAAUCUUUUUUUUUCAGGUCACUUCUGCAGCACCUCUGAAGUGUAGAAAACCUCCUUCACCCUCUGCUCGCCCUUGCUGUGCCUGUUUGGUGAAUGAAUCCGUGUGUUCUGUCCCCCCUUCUCCUCCUCCUCCUGGGAGACACUCUGCAUGGCAUGAGUGUAUUCAUGUUGGGACACACACACACACAAACACGCACGUGUAUGUGUGUGUGUUUCAAAUGACAUGAUGCUUUAAAAUGCAACAAAGACAGCCAGGAUGCUCUUUUGGUGGUUAGGAGUUCAUUACGUGGCCACCAGAGGGCACUGCUCACCCACUGAUCGCAAAGAGAUCCUUUUGGGCUUUUUCUAGGUUUUCAAAGCAAAUGACAGCACAAAGCACAAUAAUUCAUGUAUCACACCCUAACAACAAAGACAGUAGCUGUAUUAAAAAAAACAACAAAACAAACCUUAAUCCCAGACCACAACUCCAACACUAACCUUAAACCCAACCACUAAACCCCCAAACCCUAGCUCCAGUCCUAAACACUAAACGCUAACCUUAAUCCCAACCACAGAACCUUAACCUUAACCACCACCACAAAACCUGAAACUCUCGCUCCAGUCUUAAACACUAAAUGCUAACCUUAAUCCCAACCACAGAACCCUAACCCUAACCUUAACCACCACCACAAAACCCGAAACCCUAGCUCCUGUCCUAAACACUAAACCCUAACCUUAAUUGCAACCACUGAACCCUUGCCCUAACCUUAACCCCAACCUCAAAACCCCCAAUCCCUAGCUUCAAUGCUAACCACUAAACCCUAACACUGUUGCCAACCACUGAGCUCAAACCCUAGCCCUAACCCCAAACCCGCCUAACCCUUUCCGUAGCCUAAAAUCUAGCCCCAACCAUGAAACCAUAACCACAGUGCUAAGCCAAAACCCAAACCCCAACACUAAAUCCCAAGUUUCAGACAGAAACUUAACCCUGAAAAGGAUUUUUUCCUUUAAAAUGAAACAGUAGUGCCUGUUUGAAGGGUUACGUUGUGACAGAAGCCUCAACAGACGUGAUGGAUUUACUUCACAAUCGAUGUUGAUGUAGUCAAGAAUGUGUCAGCUUGGAGUACAAAGAAGUCCUUCUAGUAAAAAGCAAAAACAAAAACAAGACCAACAAGAAUGAAGAAAAACCUAUUUUAACAAACGGCUGUCCUGGUAAGACUUCGGCAUGGGUAGCAGCCGGAAUAUUCUAGAUAUCCUCGCCCUUUGUGUUUUAUUCUCUCAGCGGUCGUGUGAACUGAUCACAGGCCAGAUAUGAAUUAGUCUGAAGCAAAUCAAUUUCCUUUCCUGCUCUCCUCCUGCUCCCGCCUCCUGCCGGCAGCUGCCAUUACGGAGGAGCUAAAACGGGAAAGUUGGGUGGCGAUUUCUCCAUGGAGAGCUGUGGGAUGCGGAAGACUCAGGUGCGUCUGGCGAGGAUCAGUUUUCUGGUUACUUUAACUACAGCUCGGCUAAUCACCAGGCUCAGCGGUCGGUCCGCCGGCAGGAUUCCAGACCCCUCCCACCGCCAUCUCAGUCUUAGCCUCAAUUAGUCAGGAAUUAAAGUCCUGCUUCACGGAUGGGAUGCAUGUGGGCCGCUGCUCCUUAUCCUUAAUUGCAGCACAGUGUUGAUUGCGUGGGGAGGGUGAUGCGCAAUUCUGGUGGAAAUUCUUGUGGGACAUCUGAAUUUCAGGAAAACUCCCUUAUUUUAUGACGCAAAUGCUGACAGGUGUGCUCUGCGGUUAAUUGAAUAGAGCCAAAGUUAGCGGCCUUGCGUUCGUCGCCAUACGCAGCCUCUUCCUCACGUAUGAAAAUGUAAUCUAACAUCACCGAGUGCCCUGAGAUAACUCCUGUCAUGCUUGUAGCUCAUUGAACUCUCCACGUCUAAUGAGAUGGUUUGCGCUGAGCGUCACGCUGCAGCCUCAAGCGACGCACAGCUCAUCUCCUCCGUCCCAUCUGGCCCCCGAACUUUAAUCUGAUUUAGUGCAAACGAGACGCUGCGUCGGCACUGUCAGCCCCCGCUAAGAUAACUUUAUAUGUCACCUUUGAGCAGAUGUCUUACUUUUUAAAGCAGAUGCCUCGUUGCGAUAUCAGCCGUACCGUCAGAAACAGGCAGAGUCCAUUUGGAUCCCUCAGCACACCGGCGACACCGAUACACCCGGCAGGGACCACAAAGCCAAACAGAAGUACAUUUCUUUUGUUGGUGUUGUUUUGUUUUGUUUAUUUCCAACUGUUCCAAACUCGUAAAUGUUCCUCUCGUAAGAUUAUGACUUCAUUCCCGUAAUAUUUUUACUUUAUUCCCGUAUUAUAACUCCCCCCCCCAAAUUAAAUUUGCAAAAAUUACAACUUUAUUUUGUUUUGUUUCCCAUCAUAGUACAACUUUAAACAAAAAAAAAAAUGUAUAUCUCAACUCUGGUAAAAUGACAUUAUUUUUCCUCAUAAUAUUACAAGUUAAUUUUUGUAAAAUUGCGACUUUUUUGUCAUUAGAAUGUGACUUUUUUCUCUUAAU